GCGAGAAGAUAAGGUGGGAAGAGCGGCUGGGAAUGAAGCCUCCCAGCCGGACAGCGGCUCCUCUCCUCCCCCGUACCCCGGUUUUGGCGCAGGCGGGAUUGGGAGGGAGGGGGUUCGGGUUAGUAGGCGCAUGCGUCAGCAGAGGCGCGUGGCGGUUAACGGUCACUCUUCGAAGGUUUUCUUACCUCUGAGGGUUUCAUUUGAGGUCCCGUGAGAUGCUGGUGUAGCCCGAGGGUCGGGGAGCGAAGCCCCGAGGAUUUCCAAAAUGGCAUCAGUCAAAGAAAUGCUAAUUGAGAAUAUUGUUAAAGAAGAGUCUUCUCCUCAAAAUAAGGUCACCAUUGUUGGGUGUGGUGCAGUUGGCAUGGCAUGUGCCAUCAGUAUUUUAUUGAAGGGCUUAACUGAUGAACUCGCUCUUAUUGAUGUCAUGGAAGACAAACUGAAGGGAGAGAUGAUGGAUCUCCAACAUGGCAGCCUUUUCUUUAGUACCCCAAAGAUUAUCUCUGGCAAAGACUCCAGAGUAUCAGUCAACUCCAAGAUAAUAAUUAUCACUGCAGGUGCACGCCAGCAGGAGGGAGAAAGUCGCCUAGAGUUGGUCCAACGUAAUGUGAACAUUCUGAAAAUAAUUAUUCCUGAUAUUGUAAAAAAUAGUCCUAACUGCAAACUGCUUGUUGUUUCUAAUCCAGUGGACAUUCUGACAUAUGUCACCUGGAAGCUAAGUGGCUUGCCCCAGAAUCGAGUUAUUGGAAGUGGAACAAAUCUAGACUCUGCCCGUUUUCGUUUCCUAAUUGGCAGUAGGCUGGGCGUCAAUCCAACAAGCUGUCAUGGUUGGAUUAUUGGGGAGCAUGGUGAUUCUAGUGUGCCUGUAUGGAGUGGAGUGAAUAUUGCUGGUGUUUCCCUGAAGAAUCUACAACCCACUUUAGGAACUGAUGAAGAUUCAGAGAAUUGGAAAACUGUUCAUAGACAGGUAGUUGAAAGUGCUUAUGAGGUUAUCAAGCUAAAGGGAUACACUUCAUGGGCUAUUGGCCUGUCUGUGGCAGAUUUGGUAAGAACUAUGAUGAAUAAUCUUAGAAGAGUGCAUCCAGUUUCCACCAUGAUCAAGGGCCUAUAUGGAAUAAAUGAAGAAGUCUUCCUUAGUGUCCCUUGUAUUUUGGGGUACAUUGGUAUCACAGAUAUGGUGAAGCUGAAUCUGAGUUCUGAGGAGGAACAACAUUUAAAGAAGAGUGCAGAUACUCUCUGGAACAUUCAGAAAGAUCUGCAAUUCUAAAGCCGACAGAAUGAAAAUAGUUAAAAGAUUGUAUGUGAUAGAUUAAAUAUUUAAAAUGAUCUGUGAUUAAACACCAAGAGUAAAAUGGAAAUGUAAAACCAUGAGCAAAUUAUUAUCCCAUAAUGUUAGAAAUGGAAAAUGGUAAAGAGACUUCUGUUUUUUCCCUUCCUCCAAUUUGUUAAAAUGUUUUAUAUAUUGAAGCUGGAUGGCAUUCUUAUAAUGUAGUCAUUAAGUAGAUGGUAUAAAGUAGAUUUGACCUCCA
Molecule: messenger RNA, 1526 nt
Organism: Sarcophilus harrisii (Tasmanian devil)
Lineage: Eukaryota; Metazoa; Chordata; Mammalia; Dasyuromorphia; Dasyuridae
Product: L-lactate dehydrogenase A chain-like
Exons: 8
Coding region: 266-1264 (332 amino acids)
Biological process (GO): carboxylic acid metabolic process
Cellular component (GO): cytoplasm
Molecular function (GO): L-lactate dehydrogenase (NAD+) activity
Source: RefSeq, a predicted model, not a curated record